Molecule: messenger RNA, 7833 nt
Organism: Condylura cristata (star-nosed mole)
Lineage: Eukaryota; Metazoa; Chordata; Mammalia; Eulipotyphla; Talpidae
Gene: PREX2
Product: phosphatidylinositol-3,4,5-trisphosphate-dependent Rac exchange factor 2
Exons: 40
Coding region: 373-5193 (1606 amino acids)
Biological process (GO): intracellular signal transduction
Molecular function (GO): guanyl-nucleotide exchange factor activity; protein binding
Source: RefSeq, a predicted model, not a curated record
CGAAGGGUAAAGGGUCGGAGUCACAUGGAUACAAAGCAUUUGAUUAAUGUCCAAGUCACCGCUGUGGCUGCCGGAGCCGCCUCCCCUCCAGUCCCGGCAGAGUGAGGCCAGAGCAGCGGGGCGGGACGCGCAGGUCCCGGUGCACAGACCAAUCUCUUGGGAGUUUGCUCCGCAGAUCCCCGCGCCUCCGGAGCCCGAGGUCCAGAGGGUGCUCCCCUGCCCCAGCCUCGCUCCAGCCUCUCCCCAGCAUGUAAAGAGCGGGGUCCCUAUUUGGACUUUGCGGAGACAGCAACUUUCCUUCCUCGCCGCCCAAGCCGGGGCAGCAGCGGGAGCGCGUAACGCGGCCUGCCAGCCCCGCAUCCUGCCGCCACCAUGAGCGACGAGUGCCGCGGAGACGGUCGCGCCGAGAGCGCCAAGGACCUGGAGAAACAGCUUCGCCUGCGCGUGUGCGUGCUCAGCGAGCUCCAGAAGACCGAGCGGGACUAUGUGGGCACGUUGGAGUUCCUGGUGUCGGCAUUCUUACACAGAAUGAACCAGUGUGCAGCCUCAAAAAUUGAUAAAAAUGUAACAGAAGAAACAGUAAAGAUGCUGUUCUCAAAUAUUGAAGAUAUCCUCGCAGUACAUAAAGAAUUUUUAAAAGUCGUGGAGGAAUGCUUACAUCCAGAACCUAACGCUCAGCAGGAAGUGGGAACCUGCUUUCUUCACUUUAAAGACAAGUUUCGUAUCUAUGAUGAAUAUUGUAGUAACCAUGAGAAGGCACAAAAAUUGCUUCUUGAACUUAACAAAAUAAGAACAAUCCGGACUUUUCUUUUGAACUGUAUGUUACUUGGAGGACGAAAGAAUACAGAUGUUCCCUUGGAAGGAUAUUUAGUUACACCAAUACAAAGGAUAUGCAAGUACCCUCUUUUAUUGAAGGAGUUGCUGAAGCGGACGCCAAGGAAACACAGUGACUACGCAGCAGUGAUGGAAGCCCUCCAAGCCAUGAAAGCCGUCUGUUCCAACAUAAACGAGGCCAAGAGACAGAUGGAGAAGUUGGAAGUUUUAGAGGAAUGGCAGUCUCAUAUUGAAGGCUGGGAGGGAUCCAACAUUACUGACACCUGCACUGAAAUGCUAAUGUGUGGAGUCUUAUUGAAAAUUUCUUCUGGAAAUAUUCAAGAACGGGUGUUUUUUCUUUUUGAUAACCUUCUGGUGUAUUGCAAAAGAAAACACAGACGGUUGAAGAAUAACAAGGCAUCUACAGAUGGACAUCGGUAUCUUUUUCGUGGCCGAAUCAAUACAGAGGUGAUGGAAGUGGAGAAUGUCGAUGAUGGCACAGCUGACUUUCACAGCAGUGGACACAUUGUUGUUAAUGGAUGGAAAAUACAUAACACAGCAAAAAAUAAAUGGUUUGUGUGUAUGGCAAAAACACCUGAAGAGAAGCAUGAGUGGUUUGAAGCUAUUUUGAAAGAAAGAGAACGACGGAAAGGUUUAAAGUUAGGGAUGGAACAGGAUACCUGGGUAAUGAUUUCUGAGCAGGGUGAGAAGCUUUAUAAAAUGAUGUGCAACCAAGGAAACCUGAUCAAAGACAGAAAAAGAAAACUGACUACGUUCCCUAAAUGCUUUCUUGGAAGUGAAUUUGUGUCUUGGCUGUUGGAAAUUGGAGAAAUUCACAGGCCUGAGGAAGGUGUUCACUUGGGACAAGCAUUAUUAGAAAAUGGAAUCAUCCACCAUGUGACUGAUAAACACCAGUUCAAACCAGAACAGAUGUUAUACAGAUUUCGCUAUGAUGAUGGAACAUUUUAUCCAAGAAAUGAGAUGCAGGAUGUGAUUUCAAAGGGUGUAAGGUUAUAUUGCCGUCUACAUAGUCUCUUUACUCCAGUGAUAAGAGAUAAGGAUUACCACUUAAGGACCUACAAAUCUGUGGUGAUGGCCAACAAACUGAUAGAUUGGUUAAUUGCACAGGGGGAUUGCCGCACCAGGGAAGAGGCAAUGAUAUUUGGCAUUGGACUCUGUGACAAUGGAUUUAUGCACCAUGUCCUUGAAAAGAGUGAAUUCAAAGAUGAGCCCCUCCUUUUCCGGUUUUUUGCGGAUGAGGAAAUGGAAGGUUCAAAUAUGAAACAUCGACUUAUGAAACAUGAUUUAAAAGUUGUGGAAAAUGUCAUAGCUAAAUCAUUAUUGAUUAAAUCCAAUGAGGGCAGCUAUGGUUUUGGUUUAGAAGACAAAAAUAAAGUUCCAAUAAUAAAGUUGGUAGAAAAGGGGUCUAAUGCUGAGAUGGCUGGCAUGGAAGUUGGAAAAAAGAUUUUUGCUAUUAAUGGUGACCUAGUUUUUAUGAGACCUUUCAAUGAAGUGGAUUGCUUUCUGAAAUCAUGCUUAAAUAGCAGAAAACCACUAAGAGUUCUUGUGAGCACAAAACCAAGAGAGACAGUGAAAAUACCAGACUCAGCCGAAGGACUAGGAUUCCAGAUCCGAGGAUAUGGCCCAUCAGUUGUGCAUGCAGUGGGGAGAGGAACUGUGGCUGCUGCAGCGGGUCUUCACCCUGGACAGUGUAUUAUCAAAGUAAAUGGAAUCAAUGUCAGCAAGGAAACACAUGCCAGUGUCAUUGCACAUGUGACAGCCUGCAGGAAGUACAGGCGACCCACGAAGCAAGACUCCAUACAGUGGGUGUAUAAUAGCAUUGAGAGUGCUCAAGAUGACCUUCAAAAGUCUAACUCCAAACCCCCAGGAGAUGAAGCAGGGGAUGCUUUCGAGUGCAAAGUAGAAGAAGUAAUUGACAAGUUCAACACCAUGGCCAUCAUCGACGGGAAGAAGGAGCACGUGAGUCUGACCGUGGAUAACGUCCACCUGGAAUACGGAGUGGUGUAUGAGUAUGAUAGCACAGCUGGGAUAAAGUGCAAUGUGGUGGAGAAGAUGAUCGAACCCAAAGGUUUCUUCAGCCUCACUGCCAAGAUUCUUGAAGCCCUGGCUAAAAGUGAUGAUCAUUUUGUACAAAACUGUACCAGCUUUAACUCUUUAAAUGAAGUAAUUCCUGCUGAUCUUCAAAGUAAAUUCAGUGCCAUUUGCAGUGAAAAAAUUGAGCAUAUACGUCAGAGAAUAUCCAGUUACAAGAAGUUUUCUCGUGUGCUAAAGAAUAGAGCUUGGCCCACAUUUAAACAAGCCAAAUCUAAAAUCUCCCCACUGCACAGCAGUGAUUUCUGUCCAACCAACUGCCAUGUCAAUGUGAUGGAAGUUUCUUAUCCCAAAACAUCAACCUCCCUGGGGAGUGCAUUUGGUGUUCAGUUGGAUAGUAGGAAGCAUAAUUCUCAUGAUAAAGAAAAUAAAUCUUCUGAGCAAGGUAAACUGAGCCCUAUGGUGUACAUUCAGCAUACAAUUACAACCAUGGCAGCCCCUUCUGGUCUGUCUUUGGGACAGCAGGAUGGACAUGGUCUCUGGUAUUUGUUAAAAGAAGAAGACUUGGAAACUCAAGAUAUCUAUCAGAAACUACUGGGCAAACUUCAGACUGCCCUGAAAGAGGUGGAGAUGUGUGUUUGUCAAAUAGAUGACCUUCUGUCUUCGAUAACAUAUUCUCCAAAAUUAGAACGUAAGACCUCAGAGUGCAUAGUUCCUGUAGACAUUGAUAAUGAGAAAGGAGAACGAAAUAGCAAACGAGUCUGUUUUAAUGUAGCAGGAGAUGAGCAGGAAGAUUCAGGUCAUGACACCAUCAGCAACAGAGACUCUUACAGUGACUGCAACAGCAAUCGGAAUUCCAUCGCCUCCUUCACCAGCAUCUGCAGCAGCCAGUGCAGCUCAUAUUUUCACAGUGAUGAAAUGGACUCAGGUGAUGAGCUUCCGCUAAGUGUUCGCAUUUCUCAUGAUAAACAAGACAAAAUACACAGUUGCCUGGAGCAUCUUUUCAGCCAGGUGGAUUCCAUUACCAAUCUCCUAAAAGGGCAAGCUGUUGUAAGGGCCUUUGAGCAAACCAAGUAUCUUACACCAGGUCGAGGAUUACAAGAAUUUCAGCAGGAAAUGGAGCCAAAGCUGAGCUGCCCAAAAAGGUUAAGGCUUCACAUCAAGCAGGAUCCUUGGAAUCUUCCCAGCAGUGUUCGGAGUCUUGCUCAGAACAUCAGGAAAUUUGUUGAAGAGGUAAAAUGUAGGAUACUCCUGGCUCUUCUUGAAUAUUCAGACAGUGAGACACAGCUCCGAAGAGACAUGGUGUUUUGCCAAAGUCUUGUGGCCACUGUGUGUGCCUUCUCUGAGCAGCUCAUGGCAGCCUUAAACCAGAUGUUUGACAACAGCAAGGAGAAUGAGAUGGAAACUUGGGAAGCCAGCAGAAGGUGGCUGGACCAGAUAGCGAACGCAGGUGUUCUUUUUCACUUUCAGUCACUUCUGUCACCAAAUUUGACAGAUGAACAAGCCAUGCUAGAAGACACAUUGGUUGCCCUGUUUGACUUAGAAAAGGUUUCCUUUUAUUUUAAACCAUCAGAAGAAGAACCACUGGUUGCUAAUGUUCCUCUUACAUAUCAAGCAGAAGGAAGUCGGCAAGCUCUGAAAGUUUAUUUCUACAUUGAUAGCUAUCAUUUUGAACAGCUGCCUCAACGGUUGAAAAAUGGAGGAGGGUUUAAAAUUCAUCCUGUUCUUUUUGCACAAGCACUGGAGAGCAUGGAAGGAUAUUAUUAUAAAGAAAAUGUUUCUGUUGAAGAAUUUCAAGCCCAAAUAAAUACAGCCUCGUUGGAAAAGGUCAAACAAUACAACCAAAAGCUCAGGGCAUUCUACUUAGACAAGUCAAACUCACCACCAAACUCCACAUCCAAAGCUGCCUAUGUAGAUAAGCUCAUGAGGCCUCUCAAUGCCUUGGAUGAGCUUUAUCGACUGGUAACCGCAUUUGUCAAGUCCAAGCGCACAGCUGUGUGUGCAAACACGGCUUGCAGCGCCUCUGGAGUUGGGCUGCUGUCAGUUUCCUCGGAGCUGUGCAACAGGCUGGGUGCCUGCCACAUCAUCAUGUGUAACAGUGGUGUGCAUCGAUGCACCCUGAGUGUGACACUGGAGCAGGCCAUCAUUUUGGCCAGAAGCCAUGGACUGCCCCCUCGCUACAUCAUGCAGGCUACAGAUGUGAUGCGAAAACAGGGUGCAAGAGUUCAGAACACAGCAAAGAAUUUGGGAGUCAGAGAUCGAACCCCACAAUCCGCCCCAAGGCUGUACAAGCUGUGUGAGCCACCUCCCCCAGCUGGAGAAGAAUGAAGAGAAUCCCCAAGCAACCAGGAAAUCAGAAACUUCUGAAAACUGGACAAGACAAACAUGCCGGCUAACCAUUCUCAACUCAUGAUAAAUGAAUUUUUCUCUAAACCUCUCACUAUGAUGUAAAUAACUAAUUUUCAGUUUGUGCAUGGAUAUUUGUGCUGGAAAUGUAAAUGCAUUUAAAUAAUUCAACUACACAAAUUGAUCUAUGAAUUCACAUUAAAUGUUCCUUUUUAGGGUAAAUUUCAUCCCUGAAAUUUAUGGAAACAUUAUCAGAGAUAAAAAACAUUAACCAUAUUGCUUCCUCUCAUUUUUUAAAAUUAUUUUAUUGUGUUGUCUUCUCCUCCACAUCAGAACAUGUAUUUAUGGAUAUUUCCACUUGAAGAAGUGGGACACUGAAGAAACAUGGUCAUGAUUUCCAGAUCAUCAAAUAAAAAUGUUACAGACAACAUGGAUUAGGUGCUGUAGACUUUCAGCCUCCCACUGGUAUCAGAGAGUAGUCUGUGAAUGGAAAGUGAGAACACACUUUUUUCUUUAUUCUAAGGGCAGAGUUCUCAGUAGUGGAGGCUCUCGGCAAGGCCUUCUUUCAGCUUUGAGGUAUCUUAUCUUCUCAUGGACAGUGAGAGUAAGUCAAUGCUGUCAUUGGUCUCUGAACUGGGCAGGACUCCUUGUGCCAUGCACACCAGGUGUACCAGAAGGAGAAGUGAUGGGAAGAGGCAGGAACAGGGGGAGGUAUGGAAAAGACUAGGGUGAGUUAUGACAUUUAACUUAGAUGCCUAAAAUUUGUACUUUUGUUAAAAUUUUCAUUUGAGAUACCAGACCCUUAAAAGAACACAUUAUGCUUGAACAGUUUUCUAUUAUAGUAUAUUUAUCUAAUAUGAAGAUAAAACUUUAUUUGUUGGUCUUUAAAAGGACUAUUACGGACCUUAGCAAUUUAUAGAAGCACAGACUGUAUCCUCUUUUCAUUCUUAAUUACACAUAUAUGUUUAUUAUUUCUGUGUCAAUAAAAUAACAUUGCGUUAACAUACUAUAUAUGGUAAUACUGACUUUAAUACACAAUUUUUAAGUAAUUAAAUGCCCUUACUGUGGUUGUGAUAAUUACAUGAAUUUAGACUAAUUGAGUAUGCGAAAUGCUUUUCAUAACUAAAAUAUAUGCAAAUUACUAUUAAAUUUUAAUUUAUGAAAUUUGAUGAUGAUUUUCAAGCUUUUUUCAAAACCUUUUUCACUAGUGCAUUGAAUAACAAAACUGUUACAUAUGUAUCUGUAAGAUGUUUAUAUACUGAUCAAGGUAAUAAUAAUUGUUAUUUUAGCAGAAAAGCACAUUUUUGUGAUAAGUCCAUAACCAUAAUUAAAAAUAAAGAAACCAACAUCAGAAUUUUCAAAAAAAAAAUUCAACACAUUUAGUUUAAUAACGUUUUGCCCUUAACAUAAAUAUCCAUAUUAAGCAUAUACCUAACUAGCAGGGAUUCAUGAUGGUAUCAGCAGGUGCCUCUGCACGUCUGUUAGUAAAUUGUGAUUUUCCUGUCUGAAAAUCCUGUGUUUGUGUUCAAUGCAGAUAUGAUGAGUGAACAAAAUUGAUGAACUAGAAAAUGCUUUUCAUAUCAUCAUUACUAUUUUCUAAUUACCAUCCUGGUAGUAGUAAUCCUCAUUACAAGCGCUAAGAGGAACAUUCUAGUUGUACUUUGCUGUGUGUCAUGAGGGAAAUGAUCUGCUAAUGUGAUAUUUAUAAAUUAGCAUAUUUUAAAGCAUUUACUUUUCUAUAUAAUAAAAUGUGCUUUAUAUUACUUUAAGGAUUAAACACACAUGUACCACCUUUCAGAUUGCUUGGCAUCUAUUAAAUGCUCAUAAUAUAGGAAUGAUUUACAUAUCAUCAGUCACUGCCCUUUUUUUGUUGUUGUAGUAUAAAUUGUAGCCACAAUAACUAUGUACCAGGCAAUGCAAGAUUUCAUCAUCUUCUGUUGUUACUGCUUCAUUUAAGCCUCAUAAUGAGUUCAAGGUGGUGCUCUUUCCACCAUUCUCAGUUUACAACUGAGGAACUGAAGCCAUGAAGGGCCUCAUGGCUUACCCAAGAACACAAGACUGACAAGUGGUAAAAUCAGUUUUUGAAGCCAGAAAGUCUUUCUUUUAACACAUUGUUUUUCUUCUUAUUUCUGUUUAAAUUGUUAUAAUAUUACAAGUUAUAAGUAUUGUUGGUAUUAUAUAGUCUGUUUUGCCUUUUCGUAAUACAUUACAUAUUGAAAAUAUAAAAGUGAAGGGAAAUAUGUCAUUAUUUUACUAUUAAAAUAACAAUUUCCUGGAUAUUUUACAAUUCUGGGUAUACAUUUCAAGGAAAUCCAAUGAUAAUGCAAUCUGAAAAAGUAUGUUUGUUAUUGAGGAAAACAAUUUUGGAUAUUUGUUGGAAGUCUGGAAAUGUACAUCAUGUAAUUUUGACAGUUAUUCUAAAACAUUGGGAACAGUAAACAGAUGUCGCAUGAAUGAAUUUUUCAAUCCAUACUAUAAUGUACCUCCAUGUGAGACAUUAAACAUUUAAGUAUGAGCAAUUUGAGAAGAGUGGAAUUUUACAUCUGUUUAUUUCCACUACUGUUUGGGAAGGAAAGAAAAAAAAGGAAUUUCUGUUUUACUUACAUUGAAAAAAAAAAGAUG